GUUCGCCACCAACACUGUUUAUGGUAGGUUCGUCAGCAGUAGGACCAUCACCUGUAGGUCCGUCACCAGUAGGACCAUCACCUGUUGGUUCAUCACCAGUAGAACCAUCAGCUGUAGGUCUGUCACCAGUAAGAUCAUCACCUAUAGGUCCGUCCCUAGUAGGACCAUCACCUGUAGGUCUGUCACCAGUAGGACCAUCACCUGUAGGUCCGUCACCAGUAGGACCAUCACCUGUUGGUUCAUCACCAGUAGAACCAUCAGCUGUAGGUCUGUCACCAGUAAGAUCAUCACCUAUAGGUCCGUCCCUAGUAGGACCAUCACCUGUAGGUCUGUCACCAGUAGGACCAUCACCUGUAGGUCUGUCACCAGUCAAACCCUCACCUGUAGGUCCAUCACCAGUCAAACCCUCACCUGUAGGUCCAUCACCAGUCAAACCCUCACCUGUAGGUCUGUCACCAGUAGGACCAUCACCUGUAGGUCUGUCACCAGUCAAAUCCUCACCUGUAGGUCUGUCACCAGUAGGACCAUCAUCUGUAGGUCCGUCUCCAGUAGAACCAUCAUCUGCACGUCCGUCACCAGUCAAACCCUCACCUCUAGGUCCGUCACCAGUAGAACCAUCACCUGUAGGUCUGUCACCAUUAGGACCAUCACCUGUAGGUCCAUCACCAGUAGGACCCUCACAUGUAGGUCCGUCACCAUUAGGACCCUCACCUGUAGGUCUGUCACCAGAAGGACCAUCACCUGUAGGUCCGUCACCAGUCAAACCCUCACCAGUAGGUCUAUCACCAGAAGGACCAUCACCUGUAGGUCCGUCACCAGUCAAACCCUCACCAGUAGGUCUAUCACCAGAAGAACCAUCACCUGUAGGUCCGUCAUUAGCAGGACCCUCACCUGUAGGUCCGUCACCAGUAGAACCAUUAGCUGUAGGUCUGUCACCAGUAAGAGUAUUACCUGUGGGUCCGUCACCAGUAGGUCCAUCACCAGUAGGCCCCGGGUAGGCCCCUCACCUGUAGGUUCGUCACCAUCAGCAAAUCUUUCCUCUGUUUCACACAUCUUCUCUGACUGAACUCAGUGUCUUUCUCAUAAAAAUUAGACAAAAAGGAAAUCAAAUCAUUCAGUCAAAUAAACAUGUUGUUCUUCUG
Messenger RNA from Austrofundulus limnaeus, 1142 nucleotides. RefSeq names its product basic proline-rich protein. The record is from RefSeq and is a predicted model, not a curated record. Bases 21 to 998 code for a protein of 325 amino acids. Lineage: Eukaryota; Metazoa; Chordata; Actinopteri; Cyprinodontiformes; Rivulidae. The transcript has a single exon.